Messenger RNA from Penicillium nucicola, 813 nucleotides. RefSeq lists its product as uncharacterized. The transcript is spliced from 2 exons. Lineage: Eukaryota; Fungi; Ascomycota; Eurotiomycetes; Eurotiales; Aspergillaceae. Bases 1 to 813 code for a protein of 270 amino acids. The record is from RefSeq and is a predicted model, not a curated record.
AUGACCUGGUUUGACUACCGUGAUACCCCAAUGCCAGGCCUUUCGCCCGACACCGACUCGAUAACGGCAACAUGGAAGAAGCGCAAGCGGGACCAUGAAGAGACAGUGACUCUAGCUCGUCCAACAACCUUCACCCCAGCCGCCUUUCGAGUAGACCGCCCCGAAUUCGACGGCUGCUCACAUCCUCUAUCACGACACCCCGAGGGGGCUGACAUUUCCUUCCGACCACGCUGCCUCCCACGCAAGCGGAGAAACGUCCAGAGUCCCUACCUGAGUCUCCAACAUCAACAACAAUCAACACAUCUCUCCCCAAACGUCUACGCCCCCAACAUCGACCCCUACUCGCCCCCAGUCUCACCGCGGACCCUCGUCCCCCUCAAAUACCCAGGCCAGACUCAAGCCUCUGCAUCCCCGUCCGCCCUACGCCCCUGUCACAUCUGCCACCGACGCCCAACAACUAGACAGGUUCUCGACGCCUACGCAGACUGCGACCUGUGCCACGAGCGGGCAUGUUUCAUCUGUCUCCGACAAUGCGAUACCGUCAAUUGCGGAGGAACCUUUGGUCUGGCGGAUGGCAUGCACGAUGCAGAUAUCAACAGUUUAAACGGCUACGACGCCGGCGGGGAGGCUCCAUCCCGUCGUAAAAUCUGCUCCAGCUGUGCGGUCGAGGACGUCACGGAAACUGGCGCCGAGAUUGUUCGCUGUCUCGAUUGCAUGCGGGAACAGUCCCGUUCACAUGCUGCCUGGUCUGCUCGGAGUAUUCCUUCUGCGUGGACUUUGGACGAUUUGAGACAUGAGGAUAUGACGGGAUGA